This is a messenger RNA of Epithele typhae, 582 nucleotides long. RefSeq lists its product as uncharacterized. Bases 1 to 582 code for a protein of 193 amino acids. The transcript is spliced from 4 exons. NCBI's taxonomy places the organism in Eukaryota, Fungi, Basidiomycota, Agaricomycetes, Polyporales, Epitheliaceae. The record is from RefSeq and is a predicted model, not a curated record.
AUGCAGCUCUUCGCCCUCCUCCCCGUCCUCGCCGCGUUCGUCGCGUCCAGCUCCGCCGUCACCGUUGGAGCCUCCGGCGCCAUCGAGUGCCAGUCCGAGACCAUCGUCUCGGAGACUUUCAUCGGCAAGGGCAAGGACGUCCAGAUGACCCACUCGCACUGCGAGACAUCGACGUCCAAGGUGGAGGCGAACGACGUCGCCGCCGUCCCUGAUGCACCGGUCAACAACGUCUGCAGCGCGUCGUGCAACACCUUCUGCUUCAGCCCCUCCGGCGGAGGCCCCAACGAGGACGACUGCAAGGUCAUCGCAGACGCCAUCCUCUACGACAGCGAAAACGAGUCCGCGACGUUCAACGCGACCGCCGCCGGGACCGCGUCGGACAAGAUCACGAUGAAGUACCACUCGUGCACCACGUACUUCCUCACCCAGAACGCGACCGCCACUCUCACGUACUGCCGCCAAGACUGGGCUUCCCUCGUCACCUGGCUCUCUAGCGACUGCAACUCCGCGAACAACGCCCACGGGGGUCUGUGCGUCGCUGCCGACCAGCAGUGGUACGUCCAGGUCCAGAACUCCGGGUAG